CGGUGAGUGAAAGAGAAGAGGACGUGUCCCUCAUCUAGAAGGUCCAACAAAGCAAACGACAUGGAGUUGUUAGUGCCGUUUCGAUUCCCUUUCCCACGUAUUCCUGUCUGUCCUAAUAAAUCGCCCUUAAAAUAAUUUGUGUCCCCCAAACGUAAGUGUUGUGUUCCUCACCAAUUCCUUGUAGAUCUUUUUCUCUCUCAAUCCAAUCCACAACCUCUUACCUGCGAUUUUCACCCAUGGCUUCGCAGGAAAAAGGUCGGCCAUUGCCUAAAUUCGGUGAGUGGGAUGUGAACAAUCCAGCCUCAGCUGAAGGUUUUACAGUCAUAUUCAAUAAGGCUAGAGAUGAGAAGAAGACUAAUACUGCAGCGAACGUGGUAACACCACGUAGAUCUGAUCCUGUGUUCAGGAAUGAGAAUUAUAAUGAUCCUCAACGUUCUCAGAAGAAAAAAUGGUUUUGCUGCGGCUGACUCUAGGGUGCUUUAGGCGCCUAGAGGGCAUUGUGAUCCCAACAAGAAUUAGACAGGGG
Molecule: messenger RNA, 526 nt
Organism: Abrus precatorius (Indian licorice)
Lineage: Eukaryota; Viridiplantae; Streptophyta; Magnoliopsida; Fabales; Fabaceae
Product: protein NOI4-like
Exons: 3
Coding region: 237-467 (76 amino acids)
Source: RefSeq, a predicted model, not a curated record